GCUCCGCUCAACCGCAGCUCAUUGCGAUCCAGGCGCUCCACGCUCCCGAGUGCUCAAAAACGCCGUUGUUUAGGAUAAGAUAUAAUAGUAGACAAAACACAGUAUAGCUAGUGUUUAUUGCAAUGCCACACUUGAUACGAUAGAAAUCUCCAUAUUCAAACAUUUGCAUACUUCAAAACCUUUAUAGACUAAACGUGGGGCUGAAGUAUAUCAUCAAACAUGAUCAUCUCGGAUGGCGGUGAUGUUUUUGAUGGAGAUAUGCGUCCUGACACUUCAUGACAAAAGACACCCAACUCUGUCUUUCAGCGUCCGUUCAGCCGUGGCAAAGAAGAGGAGGAGAGAAGAGCGCAGGAUGAAAAGCACUGGCUUACUACUGGGUUACUUUUUGAUGAAAGUUCUUGUGUGCGACGCGGAAGGAGAACCUGGGAAGAACCUGGAUGGUCUGGUGACAGCGUCAGGGUCUAACGACUCUAGAGACGGGGAACAAGGUCUCUCCGAGACCCCUCAUACGGAGGACAGGUGUCGGGGUUAUUAUGAUGUGAUGGGUCAGUGGGAUCCUCCGUUCGUGUGUCGGACGGGUAGUUACCUGUACUGCUGCGGGACCUGUGGCUUCAGGUUCUGCUGCGAGUUUAAAAACUCCAGGUUAGAUCAGACCACAUGCAAAAACUACGACACCCCGCCGUGGUCCAUGACGGGCAGACCACCGCCGAAGAUGAUGGACCAACACGAUCCCACUAAGGAUAAAACGAAUUUGAUUGUGUAUAUCAUAUGCGGAGUAGUUGCAAUCAUGGCGCUGGUUGGGAUAUUCACCAAACUUGGCUUGGAGAAGGCGCAUCGACCUCACAGAGAGAACAUGUCCAGAGCCCUGGCCCAGGUGAUGCGCCAGACAGCUCCAGGAGAACACGUGGAGAGGGAGGAGAGUUUGGCAGUGCAUGGACAACACUACGAGAACAUGCAGGCCAGAGCAACAGGAAACAACCUGCAGUGUGCCCAAAUGAACAGUGUGGGGUCUGGUUCAUCUCUGAUGCAAGCCAUGACACAAUACCCUUCGCUUGGACAGGUACCUGUAGCCCACCCUUAUGAGCCAUCUCAAGCUGGAAAGGAGCUCAACAAGUACGCUUCGCUCAAGGCUGUGGCUGAAAAAGCGAACGAAAACUUCUACACUAACAGACGGCACUUAGCCGACCUGGCAGUGAAAGGCGCUCUUCCCAUGCACUCGGUGAGUGUGGAGCAGGAGCCCACCAACCCUUACAGCCCGGAGCUGCCCUGCCAAAAGCAGAACGGACACAAGUCCAAAAGCACCAAGAUCCACAGUUCCCACCCGCUGGCUUUCGGCUCGAACACCAUCGCCAACCCCGGCAUGCUGAAGAGCUGGGAGGGGACAGAAACGCUGGGCCGCCGGCAGACGUACGGCCCCAAGAGGCACAGCGCCACCAUGGAGCAAGUGAACGAGUUGACGUCCGCCCAGAGUCAGCACUACCUGCCUCCACAUCCGUACUUUGUCACCAACAGCAAGACCGAGGUGACCGUGUGAACGGGGCCGCAACAGCGGGCUCAUCGAGCCCAGGUCUUGAGUGGAUGCGUGGGAACGAAGUUAACAAAGGAAGCCUGACCGAGGAAGAAGUGUGGAUUAGGAGCCCGUCCUUCUGGAAGGAUUGACCGAACGGUCUGGCUUGAGAUCUGUAUGUGUGCUGUUUGUCUUUGAGCGGUUGUGCAUGGAAAAGGCAUGCAUUGGACUUGAAAGGGAAAGCGUAACAUUACUCAAAUGAACUCUUUCUGUGUCCAUUCCGUCACAAUGCAAAUGGAUAAUCUGCCUUGUAGUGAUGAGUUUGUCACAAGGCCGUCCGUCAAUAUGAUGAGGACACGUUCAAACACGAAACAGUCGAUGCAAUCAAACGUUCUAGAUGGGACCACCGUCAUGAUUCGCAACAACUUGAAAGCUUGUGAGAUAAUCCUAAACACACACAGUUUUUUUUUUCUUUCUCAGAAUCGUGUACAUAACAGAACGUUACCAAGGAAGUAUAAUGUCGUAAGCUUCCUCGGAUAAUCACAGAGUGUCGGUGUGAGGACAAACGUGUCUCUAGUUCUUCUCAUCUCAAUUGUCGAGACUUUCCAGAGCGUGUGCACCUGAAGCAUCCUGUAGCAAUGCAACGCGCUAUAUCCUGACAAAACACUGGGCUUGUGCCUUUCCAACAGAAGAACUCAUUAUAUAAGAGCUCUUGUGCUAUUCAGAAAGCACAUGGCAUUUCUUCAAAAACAAAGAUGCAUAAAAUAUAAACAAAUCUAUUGUUUACGGCUGUCAUAUUUCAGUAGAAAAUGUUGAUUGUCAGUGUUCUGAGAUACACAUUUCUCCUUUCUGUUACACCAUUUUUCCUCUGAUGUGUUCACACACUGUACUAACCAAUAGUUUAGUGCAACUGUAGACUGUAGAAAAAAGGAAGUGUUGUAGGGUUAAUGAUAGACAUUCAUCAUUUUUCAAUGUUAGAUAUGAUAAAAAAUGAAUGGUUAAUUAUGAUACCGAACAAGAUUGUCAAAACACUGCCAUUGUUGGAUUCCCAGUUUUGGUAUUGAAAACCGAUUCAGUUGUUUCUUUUGUUUUUAGCAUCAUAAUGUGAACCAAUUCAAUUAGCAUAAGGGCAAAAGGCUGCAUUUAAUUUCGAAAACUUGGUGUUUUGUCACCUACAUCCAAAUGAUCCCAAGCACCCUGUAUCUGGUUGUGAAUAAUGUGGGUCGCGUAAACUUUAAUUGCUCUGAAACAAGUGGCUUUAUAUCAGUGCACUUAAAAUGUUGUUGACCUACGUCAUUUACUCUUACCCUAAUUGAGCUGGAAAAUUAGCAGGCUAACUCAUACUGGAAAUAAAAAUACAUUUGCAUAUCUAGUAGCACAGGUAUCUGCAGUGUCACGCUCUCUAAUUUCGCUAGUAGAAAACUCAUUCUCUGUAUUUACAGUAAGUAGAAAACUUAAGGGGUGGUAACAUUAGAUUUUGUGUUCGCAUUAUGUUGUUUUUAAGUUUGGUGAACUCUUUUUAGCCUGCAAAUUUGUAUAAUCAUUCGCUUCUACCUUAAAGGACAGCACAAAUAGACUGCCGAAGUUAUGACGUCACUUUGUAGGCCAAAACGCGGAAGUGAGUUAGCAUUUUAGCACGUCAGGCUCCCUCGCU
Molecule: messenger RNA, 3161 nt
Organism: Pimephales promelas (fathead minnow)
Lineage: Eukaryota; Metazoa; Chordata; Actinopteri; Cypriniformes; Leuciscidae
Gene: shisa9b
Product: shisa family member 9b
Biological process (GO): regulation of AMPA receptor activity; regulation of short-term neuronal synaptic plasticity
Cellular component (GO): AMPA glutamate receptor complex; postsynaptic density; dendritic spine membrane
Source: RefSeq, a predicted model, not a curated record